Striga asiatica is the source of this 480-nucleotide messenger RNA. The record is from the annotation of a GenBank genome assembly. NCBI's taxonomy places the organism in Eukaryota, Viridiplantae, Streptophyta, Magnoliopsida, Lamiales, Orobanchaceae.
AUGGGACAGCUCCCUGCAGAAACUCCCCGGAUUCCUCAGCUCCGGAAUCAGUUCCCCCACAACCCCCUGCAGCUGGUUCGAGUGCAAAUCCAAAACUUUCAACUGCUGGAGGUUGCGAAUUCCAGCAGGAAACCAUCCAGAGAAAUUAUUGUUCGACAGAUUGAGAUAAUGCAGCGCCCAAAGAUCAAUCACCUGGAGAGACGACAUUACCCCGAGAGUCGGGACGAGCCGCCCGGUGAGCCAAUUCCCGGUGAGGGUCAGGUUCUGGAGGAACUUGAGCGGGAUGAGGGUGCUGAACUUCAGGUCCCCGGAAAGGGCGAGGCCGUCGAGGGCGACGGCGACCACGGCGGAGGUGGCGUCGUCGCAGACGACGCCGUAGAAGCCGCCGGGGCAGGCGGAGGCGUUGGAGGGGGGUACCCAGGAGGAGAAUACCCGGCCGGAGGGGUCGGAUUUGAUGCCCUUCCUGAACUCGAGGAGUGA